Fusarium redolens is the source of this 2943-nucleotide messenger RNA. RefSeq lists its product as uncharacterized. Lineage: Eukaryota; Fungi; Ascomycota; Sordariomycetes; Hypocreales; Nectriaceae. The record is from RefSeq and is a predicted model, not a curated record. The coding region runs from base 114 to 2870 and encodes 918 amino acids. Gene Ontology annotation, molecular function: protein binding. The transcript has 4 exons.
CACGCAUGCUUUACAAAACCCUACGAAGCUAUACCGUGUGCGAUUUUCUCUACUAUUGAACAAUCAAUGUUCCUUUGGUCGUCUGAGGUUAGCAUAUUUAACUUAUCGCCCGGAUGGAUCCACUCAGCACAACCGCGAGUAUCAUCGCCACUAUCCAGCUGUCCUCCGAGGUUGUCAAAUAUGUAAACGCAGCUGCUGGCGCAACUAACCAGCGGAAGCGUCUUCGAGAAGAGGUCCGGACCUGUGAAUACAUACUCCAGCAGCUGAAGGAUGGGGCGGAUGAUUCGGAGGAAGGCAAGGCAUGGUCUUGUACAAUCGAGGCCCUUCAAGGUCCCAAGGGGCCUCUGGGGCGACUUGAUGUUACCUUGCAGACCAUCCAAGCUAAGCUUCUGUCCAAAGGAGGGCAUAAGAAGGUGUUGGAAACUCUCAAAUGGCCAUUCACAGAGAGAGAGGUGGAGAAGAUUCUUGCUGCCAUUGAGCGCGAGAAGUCCCUCCUAUGGCUGGCUUUAGAAAACGAUCACCGGAAGCUAACCUUGGAGAUCAAGAAAACAUCAACUGAAUUUAAAAGACAGCUUACCGGACUGGUAGAUGGCUUAGGACGCAUAGAGAGGUCACAAGCUGACCUCAUGUGUUGCUUGCAUACGUUGAACGACCGCCAGAAUAAUCGAGAAGCUACUGACCGGACACGACAAAUUCUUAAUUGGCUGUCGCCUGUUGACCCCUUUACAAGCCAUUGUGCAGCUAUGGAUAUGCGCGUAACUGGGACGAACGACUGGCUCUUGUCUUACGAGAAGUUCAAAUUUUGGCGGCGUGCCAAAAGUUCCGUCCUUUGGUUGACUGGUAUCCUCGGAUCUGGAAAAACUGUUCUUGUGUCGACCGUGAUAGAUUUCAUCCAGCAAUGCGGCAACCAGAACGACCGUACCUACAUGGCGUAUUUCUAUUGCGAUUUCAGAAGCCCAGAAACACGUAAUCCUCUCAACUUGGUUGGCUCUCUUAUCGCUCAGAUAUGUACGCAAUUGGGUCGUUUCCCAAAAGAUCUCGAGGAAGUCUUUGAAAGGAACACAUCGACCCAAUCUCCUUACGUCAGGCAGACGGACCUGCGGACUCUCAGCGAGAUCCUCAUGUUGCUAACGUCUAAGCAUCAUGUGAUAAUCCUUGUUGAUGCGCUUGAUGAGUGCGAGAGUCGGCGAGGCAUCCUUGAACUGUUUCGCCAAUUGGGUACCCAAGGGCAUCAUUUGAAUAUACUUCUUAGCAGUCGCGACGAGGCCGAUAUUCGCGAAGUAUUAUCAGACUUUCCAAGGAUACGUCUGGAGUCUGUUUCGAACUGUUUAAAUUCUGACAUCGACCGCUAUAUAAACUACCGGCUGGACCACGAUCCAGGCUUCAGGAUGCUGAAACUUAAGCCAUCUUUCAGAGAAACUAUCCUACAGUCAUUGAGAGUGCAAGCCAGCGGGAUGUUCUUUUGGGUUCGAUGCCAGCUUGAUGAAAUUGCGCAGUUCAAGACUAUGAAAGACAUCAGAGAAGCCCUCAAAACCCUCCCGAAAGGUCUGCACGAAACAUACGAAAACAUCCUUGUCAAAAUUCCAUCCGGGACGAUCAGAAUUGUAAGGCAGCUACUCCAAUGGCUAGUAUGUACUGUCUCGCCCUUGUCUCUUGGUGAGCUUCACGAAAGUUUGGCCAUCGAACCGAACAUGGACCAUAUUUGCGAAGAAGCUGCCCUACUAAUCAGUCCUGAGGAUAUUCAAGAUCUAUGCGGAAAUCUUAUUGUGGUUACAGCCAAAGGAAACGUCAUGCUGGCGCAUCUGUCCGUCAAGGACUAUCUCUUAUCAGAUGCAAUCAAGAGAAGCAGGGCCUCAAUAUUUGCAUUUUCUGAAUCUGAGGCAAACAUACAGAAUGCACUAAGCUGUUUGACGUAUCUCUCAUUCGCGGACUUCCGAUCCGGCCCUGCUGGUAGUGCUGAUGACUUUGAGAGUCGCCUACUUCGCUAUCCCUUCCUCUACCAUGCAUCGAUAUGGUGGGCCGCCUACGUUCGAAAUGCCAACCUCUUUUCUGAAGAACUUAGUAACAAGGCUCUGCGUUUUUUCAGUCCCAGUUGUCGUACUAUUUUUAUGUCCUGGGUACAGGUUAUAUGCUCUCGCCCAAUGUUUGGCAACAAACAGGAAUACACAUCAGCUAUAAAAGAGCGCAAACUGUGUUGGAAUGCUUACCCUAGACAAGCCACAUCGCUCUAUUAUGCAGCAUCGUUCGGCCUUGAGUAUUGCGUCAGAGCUCUUCUAUCACAGGGCGCAGAGAUCGACGCCGAGGGUGGUCGGCUGGGUGCUACAGCGUUUCACGCGGCGGCUCUACGAGGCCAUGUGAAUGUCAUGGACAUGCUAUUUGCUGAGGGUGCCGAUCCGAACCGAACGGAUGGCAUAAAAAUGGCACCACUUCAUUCUGCUGCGCUCGCUGGUAAUGUCGAGGUAAUCAAACGCCUCCUCAAGCAAGGCGCAGAUCCCUGCGCAAAGGACGAAUACGGGAGCACCCCGUACGACCUCGCGUAUUCAAUGGGUCACACAGACGCACUUAAUCACCUACACAUGAACAAAUCCAAAGAAAUGGAAGACAUAGGACCCAGCAGUAUAAGGUUAUACCACUUGAACUCCGGGCCACCCCAUAUCUCUACAGGCGAUGCUGUCCAUCGGACAGCAGUAAAACAAAAGAGCCGUUUGUCGAGUAUCUCUGAAAAAAUGCCCGCUACUAUUCGUACUGGUCCUAUACCAAUGCUUUACCAAUGUUGCAUUUGCGGGGACGGUUGGUUUAAUAUUGCACUUGUUGAUCGUUGUCCGUCUUGUAAUGUGCAUAGAUGUAAGGAUUGUGAACUUAAAAAUUAGUUGAUACAACCUUACUCUUUUAUUCCUAAUUGUCGCAUACCCCUGUCUUCUUCUCAGGUACUUGACUAUCUCC